CGGAGGACAGGGCCAUUCCACCCCUCUUAGCACACGUUGUAGAUAUUUUCAUCGCUUUGCCGCGGUUAUAGCUCCAUGUCAAAUGUCUGACCACGGCAAAUGGUAUUCUUCAAGAGAGAGCCCUGCAGCGCUGUGAUACGUAGUUCUAUCUACGUAAAUAAACUCAGAAUUGCCGUGUCUCCUCUGUCAUGCGCAAUGUUGCGUUACACUGCUGCCAUGUUGGAGAGAGCUGUCGAUGUUGGUGUCUGAGUUGCGAUGAAAGUUUAGAUUUCUGAUUCAGUGCGACACCGGAGCUACCUGGCCUUUUUCGGAAGUCGAAGGGACGUCUGCGCUAUCUUCCAGACAUCAUUGGGAAGCCAAGGAUUUACGUUCAUCUCGCUUCGUCCGCAACAAACCUGCACCCAUGAGAGGGUCCGGUUGCAGGCCACGGUGAUCAAUGACUGUCUAGCCCUAAAAUUCUCUUUUUGAGUUAGCAUUAUUUUGUUUUUGACUGACAAUUCAACAUGAGUGGUCAUCCGCCGCCUCGGCGGCCACCAAAUGUCGGAUCCAUACUCCUCACCCCACAAGAAAACGAGGUUCUCUUCAAUCAUCUGGGGAGGAAAUGCAGCACUCUGGCGUCGGGCGUGGUACAGGUGUACGGGGGCGAGAGGAAUGGCUGGUCGAAGCGCUGCUGCGGCGUGGCCUGCCUGGUCAAGGACAACCCCCUGAGGUCCUACUUCAUACGCGUCCUCGAUAUCAAGGAGGGCAAGACCUUAUAUGAGCAGGAGCUCUACAAUAACUUUGCCGUCACACCUUCCAGGAUCUACUUCCUCACGUUCCCUGGAGACACAUGCCAGAUUGGCCUGAACUUUGCCAGUGAAGAGGAGGCCAAGCGCUUCCGACACGCCACCACAGACCUGCUGUCGAGACGGCAAAGGAAAACCGAGAAGAGACGCGACCCACCAAAUGGUCCCGCUUUGCCCAUGGCCACCGUGGACAUCAAGAACCCGGAGAUCAACAACGUGACGCGUUUCCAUAACAACUCGCAGAUGAACAACAUUGUGCACAGCAACUUCAACAAGAAGGAGAAGAAGGCAAAGGGAAAACGGAAGAAGCUGACCAAGGCCGACAUCGGCACGCCAAGCAACUUCCAGCACAUUGGACAUGUGGGCUGGGACCCAAACACAGGCUUUGAUUUGAACAACCUGGACCCGGAGCUGAAGAACCUGUUUGACAUGUGCGGCAUCUCGGAGGCCCAGCUGAAGGACAAGGAGACCUCCAAGGUCAUCUACGACUUCAUCGAGAAGAAGGGCGGCGUGGAGGCCGUCAAAAACGAACUGCGCAGACAAGCACCCCCUCCGCCCCCCUCACGUGGAGGCCCCCCUCCUCCUCCUCCUCCUUCCCACCACCACCGCGGCGCUCCCCCGCCACCUCCCCCCCCAGCACGAGGCCGCGGCGCCCCGCCACCCCCGCCCCCUUCCCGCACCCCGUUCCGCACCCCUCUGCCACCGCCACCCUCCAGACCGGGCGUCGGCGCACCGCCCCCACCCCCACCCCCCUCCAGGGGACCCUUACCACCCCCACCUCCCCAGCCUGCCCACGCCUCCAUCGCCCCACCCGGGCCUCCUCCUCCCCCACCUCCCUCCUCAGCCUCCUCCUCUCCUUCCAUGGGUGGUGGUGGUGGUGGUGGCGGCGGUGGUGGCGGUGUGGCACCUCCUCCUCCACCACCUCCACCCCCUCCGCCGGGACCCCCGCCCCCUGGCCCGCCGCCGCUGCCUGAGAACGGGAGUGGCGACGGCCCCCUGAUGCCUUCGCCCAUGGCGGGCAAGUCGGCGCUGCUGGACCAGAUCCGCGGGGGCACGCAGCUGAAGAAGGUGGAGGCCAACGCCAACAAGCCGCCCGCCACCGGCGUGGGCCGCGACGCGCUGCUUGACCAGAUACGGCAGGGCAUCCAGCUCAAGACGGUGUCGGACAGCCAGGACUCUGGCCCGCCCACCCCGGCCCCCUCCGCGGGCAUCGUGGGAGCCCUAAUGGAGGUCAUGCAGAAGAGGAGCAAGGCCAUCCACUCUUCAGAUGAAGAUGAUGAUGAUGAUGAAGACGAAGACUUUGAUGAUGAUGAGGAAUGGGAGGACUAGUGAACCCACCAACCCCCUCCUCUUCCUCCCUUCCUCUCUUCCUCAUCCCACAAUCCACCUCUUUCCCCUAUCCCAAAAUAAUAAUGACACUAGAUUGCUCCUGUCCUUCUAAAAAAAAAAAAAUCUUAUUCAAAAUUAUAAUGUAAAUGUUCUAUCUUUUUUUUUCUUCUGUAUAUUUUUGUUGCCUUCAAGCUUUUUUUUUUAUCAUUAAUCUGUGCAAUACCUCAUAAUCUGUAAAGGUUUGUCAUCCUCUGUAAAGUUUUGUUUUUGUUUUGUUUUCUUAUAUUAACGUGCAAUUUUACAUCAAGUUCUUGAUUUGUAGAGUUGAUUUUUGUUUUGUGUUUUCUUCGUCGGUAAUGUAAGGGAGAACUAUGAAUCAGAGCUGACGGGAACCUUUAAAUGUCAUAACGUCAGUCAAAAAGUGAGAACACUAUUUUCAUACCUUUUAUUCUUCUUUACUCAAAGGUUCCUUUUUUUCUUAUCAAGAUCUAGUUUAGCACUAUUAUUUUUCUCGAGAAAUCAGCUCUUUUGGAAUAUCCAGGCCCAUUGCUGUUGAUGAAUUGAUUUUGUAAAUUUACUCAAGAGUAUGAGUCUGUUAUAUUUUUGCACGAAUUGAGAAGAUUUAAAAAAAGAAAAGAAAAAGAAACGAUACAAAAAAUAAAAAAACGCUAGAUAACAAACAAGAUAUCCACUACAUAGGAACAGGGCAAUAUCCGUAAUAUAUGUAAAAACAACAGCUAACUGUUCUUUUGGACAGCCUUUAAAAAAAUCACUACACUAAAGAACAAAAAUGACAAAAAAAGACCUAAUGCAACACUAUGGCAUACAUUUAGGCCGUGACCUUACCUCCCCUUGGUGCAGAGUUUUCAGUUUUCUUUCUGUUUAUUUUUGGUUUAUGGUUUUUGUUUCUGUACUUCCUGGCAAUUUUUUUUUUUAAUUCUGAACGCAUAUUGUAUCGUCAAUGUCGUCUUCUAUACCGCACUCCCCCACCCCCCUUCAAAAAACACAGAUGCAUUUUGGGUCGUCGACUCGGCACUCUAAUCAGGACAGCAUUCCGAAAACGGAAUGACGUACCUGCGAUUUAUUUUUUCGUUUUCGUUCUACCAGUUUUUUUGUUUGAUUUUUAUUUUCUGUUUGUUUUUUUAAUCAUGCCAACCUGCUACAUUGUUACUUUUAGUAUCUGAAUCACUUGACUAAUGGCCACUGCUUAUAAACACUAGAUUAACCCUUUCAUUCCCCCUAUGGGGCUCUAUAUAAAGCUUGGGGCCAUAUAGCUUGAUUCAACGAUGUAACAUUGCAGGGACGUGGCUACUGACAGACUAUGGGAACACUAGUAGCGACAAAUGCAGAAUGAUUUAUGUUUUUGUUUGUUUGUUUUUUUAAGCAGAGCUGUUUGUUGUCCGAGUUUUAUUAUCAAGUUCUCUUUCAGUUGGUCUUCAACAGGAAAUAGCUUUGCAUUAAGAAACCACACAGACAUCAGACUUUCAAACAUAGGUUGAGGUUUGAGUCGUACACUCAAAUAAAAUGUUAAUAUUUACA
Messenger RNA from Engraulis encrasicolus (European anchovy), 3653 nucleotides. RefSeq names its product WASP like actin nucleation promoting factor b (gene waslb). NCBI's taxonomy places the organism in Eukaryota, Metazoa, Chordata, Actinopteri, Clupeiformes, Engraulidae. Gene Ontology annotation, molecular function: actin binding. The coding region runs from base 504 to 2114 and encodes 536 amino acids. The record is from RefSeq and is a predicted model, not a curated record. The transcript is spliced from 11 exons. Gene Ontology annotation, biological process: actin filament organization.